UCGAAGGCCAGCUGGUAUCACAGGCCUGAACAUUGAACAGACGAAUGGACGAAGAGUCUCGAUGUGGCUGGUUUAGUGCCUAAUUGCCCUAGGCUGCUACGUGCAAUUGGACACUUUGUUCCAACUGUGUGCUAGUAAAUGAUUCACAUUCCUCGUCUAGACCGUGACCCUUUUUUUUUUCCAAAUCAUGCGAUCGUGUAAUUUAACGGAGUCCACCUAUCAUUUAACAAAAUUAGCCUUAAUAUCGAUUGCAACGUGACUUCCGAUACCAUGUUCGUCAGAAACUCUUCUAGGACCUCUACCAAAGAAUUUUGGUAAUUUCGAAUAGACAAUCUUUGUCCUUCGAUCGUCUGGAGUAAUCGGUUCCUCGAGUCAUCGAGUACGCGCGGCAGAAACUGCGUGAAAUUUCGCGCAAGAGAUAGUGGGAUUGGAAUCUGAAUUUUGAAACCGAAAGGAACUGAUUAUGAGAAUUCGUUAAGGCCUACGACAAGGGGACAGUGAUGAGGCUGGAAAAGAGCGCGGAAGAUCGAAUGGAUCCUUGUGGAAGAUUGAUCAGUGAGCCUGAUAAAGCCACCAGAGGAGAGAAAUCGUCGUGAAAGGGGCUCAAGAGGGCUGGGAAUGAGAAUCGUGUCAAGAUCGAGCGUCGAGCGAAGGAGAAGCAUGGAGUAGCAGGCAACGGUGUUUUACUGGUCGGAAGGGCUCCUCGGCCGCGACAGGAAGAGAAAGAGUCAACAUGGAGAAAUACGGCGUGGAGUUGCCUAAGCACGAGUGGAGCCACCGGCUCAGCCUUCGCGGCAGUCGAAGAAGUCAUCAGGGUGAGAUGGCGACCAGAUCCGUAACCGGUUCCGUGAGAAGCACCAGGAGAUGGGCCAGUCUACGACAGCACGUGAGCAGCAACGAAGGAGGCAAGCCCAGGGUUGAACUGCUCCUCGAUCCUCCGGGAUCUAAGUCCUCGACGCCGUCCUCUCAGCCGCAUACACCCAAUACCCCUCGAACUCCACAUACGCCAUUGAGGAAGUCCAACUGGGAGGUAAUCGAGCACUUCACCGGUGCGCCACGUCCCUCUAUCAUCACGAUGAGCCGAGGAUCAGAAGUCGGGGUCGGCCUUACAACCGGAAGGGACAUGACACAGGAAGCGAGUUUUAAUGCACCGAUAACUCAGUCAUCGAGGAAAUGUGCGCUUUGCCGCUUUUUGAAGUCGCUCUGCGCCUCCCACUGCUUCAAAAACUUGCAGGUGGAGAUGCUAUACCAACGCUACUUCCUGCGGAUGAAUCAAAGCAACAUGACGCAUGUCCUCGGCCUACUAGCAGGGCUGGCCCUCGCCCUGGGUGUGCUUCUAGUAUUGAGAAUCAUUCUGGAAGGCAACCAACAAUUUCUGGAUACUUUGGAAAGACCGGAGAACCUAUCUCUAGCGGUCACGUUGGUCGUCUGCGUUGCAAUUUACGCCGCACUGGUAGCAGCCAUAUCCAGGCCGAGGAUGAACGAAAUCUGGUUAGCCGGUGUCAGUGGAGUAGUCCUGGUAACUCUGCUGGCACUGCAAGUGGCUUUGAAUAUACAUCUGGCAUUCGGAUCGAAGGAGCAUCGUAGCGGUGGGCCAUUGGCUGCAGCCUGGGCUGUCUGUUUCUUCAUUUACAUGGCAUACGCGCUACUUCCCAUAAGGCUGCGGCACGCGUGCAUCGCCGGUUUCAUUUUCUCCCUAGCACACCUGAUCGGAGCGUUCGUCCUCUACCCCUCGCACUACCCCGCCAUGAUGGAACACUUGCUAAGCUCUAUCGUGGUGGUGGGUGGGACCAACAUGGCUGGCGUGCUGACGCAUCAUCCUCGAGAACUGGCACAGCGGCAGGCCUUCCUAGAAACUAGACAAUGCGUCGAGGCUCGUCUCACCACGCAGAGAGAAAAUCAGCAACAGGAACGACUUCUAUUGAGCGUGCUACCGCGCCAUGUAGCUAUGGAAAUGAAAGCCGACAUCGCAGGGAAGCCGAAGGAUACCAUGUUUCACAAAAUUUACAUCCAGAGGCACGAAAACGUUAGCAUCCUAUUCGCUGACAUAUGUGGAUUCACAUCGUUAUCGGAUCAGUGCACUGCUGAGGAGGUGGUCAGACUGCUGAAUAAAUUAUUUGCCUGUUUCGACACGUUGGCAGCGGAACAUCAUUGUUUGCGAAUCAAACUGCUCGGAGAUUGCUACUAUUGCGUGUCUGGGCUUCCGGAACCGAGGCCAGAUCAUGCUCGUUGUUGCGUGGAAAUGGGUUUGGACAUGAUUAGUGCCAUUACCCUCUAUCGAGAGGUCGGUGCCGUGAACGUGAACAUGAGAGUGGGAAUACACACUGGCCGGGUUCAUUGCGGGGUCCUCGGCCUGAGGAAGUGGCAAUUCGACGUCUGGAGUAAUGACGUCACCCUAGCAAACUACAUGGAAAGUGGUGGAAUACCAGGACGAGUACAUAUUACAAAGGAGACCCUAGACUGUCUCGAUGGCUUUUACGAGGUGGAAGAGGGUCAUGGGGGUGAGAGGAACGCAUACCUGAAGGAACACAAUAUCAAAACGUACCUAAUCGUCCCUGGAGAUACAUUUAAGGGUAACUUACCCUCUUCUGGACUAAGGAAGGGUUUGCCAGCAAAUGGGAACGUGUCCAAAGAGAUGAGGGUGAUGGGCCAUGGGUCUCAGCAUGGGAAACAGGCUAAAUUAGGCUUCGGAGAGACGACAGAGACGAAGAAGGAUCCUGAGGAUGAGGUGAACGAGUACCUGAUGAGGGCGAUCGAUGCCAGAAGUAUAGAUCGAUUAAGAGCAGAAUAUUGCACUCCUUUUAUUUUAACUUUUCGUCUGCCUAAUGUCGAAGAAAAGUAUUCACGCGAAAGGGACAGAAUGCUUUCGGCGUAUUUCAUCUGCUCCGGUUUCGUGUACAUGGUGGUCGUGAUUGCCAUAGCGAUCACUCUGCAUGGGAGCAGAUACUUUUACACGUGCGUAACAGUGAGCACACUGCUAAUCGCGAUAAUCAAUGGGAUUUUAUUAGCAGAGAAGAACGAGAAAGUGCCGCAGUGUCUCCGGGAUUUCGCUGUGCACGUGUUCGAGAAUCGUGGAGUAGCACAGGCCCUGGCCACUUGCGUCGUGUUUCUGACCUUUGCCACAGCUCUGUCGCCGUUGCUGACGCUCGAGAGUGGACGCGUGUGUGGGAACAGCACGUUUCUGUUGGUCGAGUGGCCGAAUAAUUCCAGCGUGGUGUUCCAGAGUAUCGACACACCCGUCGAUGUUUGCUAUUACACCGUCUUCGCUGACCUUUUCCCUGUCCUGGUGAUGCUAGUCAUGAUAACCUGUGCCGUCUACCAAAUUUUAACGUCGGUGUUCAAAGUGGCCAUAUUGAGCCUGGUUGUCGCCUGCUACCUCGCUGUUAGCAUAUACGAAGCCAUACACGAGAGGGAAGUGGAACUGACUGGAAAAUGGCUAGCAGGGGUUUUAGUGGUGUUCUUCAUGGCAUGCCUGAUCGCGCAUUCUCAACACACGGAAGCUACUUACAGGCUGGAUUUCCUGUGGAAACUUCAAGCAACGGAAGAGAAAGAGGAAAUGGAACACCUGAAGGCCUACAACCAAAAAUUGCUGGCGAACAUACUUCCGGAACACGUGGCAGCUCAUUUCCUGUCCACGGUCAAUUCGGAUGAACUCUAUCACGAGCAAUGCGAUUUCGUUUGCAUAAUGUUCGCCUCGAUACCAAACUUUUCGGAGUUUUACGUGGAGCUCGAGGCGAAUAAUGAGGGCGUCGAGUGUCUUAGGCUGUUGAACGAGAUCAUCGCUGAUUUCGACGAGCUGCUCGCCGAGGAACCAUACAAAUACAUCGAGAAGAUUAAGAGUACCGGUGCUACAUACAUGGCAGCAUCCGGGUUGACGAAGAGCACCUGCGACAUGAAAGAUUACAAGCACGUGACCGCGAUGGCGAACUACGCGCUGAGGAUACGCGAACAGCUGGCCUCCGUUAAUGAACACAGCUUUAACAACUUCCGGUUGCGUGUAGGCAUCAAUAUUGGACCGGUCGUCGCCGGGGUGAUAGGCGCGCGAAAGCCGCAGUACGAUAUUUGGGGUAACGCGGUAAACGUGGCCUCACGAAUGGAGUCGACAGGCGUCUUGGAUGGGAUUCAGGUUACCCAAGAGGUCCGCGACAUCCUCAUCGCCAAAGGAUAUCCACUCACCUGUCGUGGAACGAUUCAGGUCAAAGGCAAGGGCAGCAUGGUCACCUACUUCCUCGAUGGACCCCGUGAUCCGACCAAGGCGACCAAUGUCAACGACAGUGGUACCACAGAGAGAACCACUUCUGCCACCAAUGGUAACGUGGACGGACCUGUAACAGCCAAUAUCACCGUGUGAAACAUCUACGUGCCGUGCAACCUAUAGAUCACAGCACGAAAGGAAUACCUUUGGCGUUCAGAUAUGACAAAAUGAUUCCGAACGACGAAGAUAAUUGCGAAUACAAGGAAGAGGGAGUUUCGUGGAGAAUAGUUAAAAUGAAUGGAUAGUUGCAGAGGAAGGUCGGAAGGGAGUUCUAUGUAUAGUAUCUU
Eufriesea mexicana is the source of this 4542-nucleotide messenger RNA. Its product is annotated as adenylate cyclase type 6. NCBI's taxonomy places the organism in Eukaryota, Metazoa, Arthropoda, Insecta, Hymenoptera, Apidae. Bases 734 to 4351 code for a protein of 1205 amino acids. The record is from RefSeq and is a predicted model, not a curated record. Gene Ontology annotation, biological process: adenylate cyclase-activating G protein-coupled receptor signaling pathway; cAMP biosynthetic process; intracellular signal transduction. Gene Ontology annotation, cellular component: plasma membrane. The transcript is spliced from 22 exons. Gene Ontology annotation, molecular function: adenylate cyclase activity.